CCCCCCCCUUCUACGUACGCUCGACGCCUCCGCCCUUUCGAUCUCCUAUUCCCACCCUCUCUCAAUCUCACAAUGGCUUCCGGCUUCGGUAACAACGGCGGUCCUUCCCGCUGCUACAACUUCUGGCAAGAGGUCCUUGGUUGUUAUGUUGUCAACUCGGCCGAGGGUGAGGCUGGCAAGAAGAAGUGUCUGCCUGCCUUGGAGGAUUACCACGAGUGCCUGCACCACAAGAAGGAGAUCAUGCGCACGAUGAAGAUGCAGGCUGCCUACCGCAAGGCGGAGGCCGCCCACCCCCGCGACAAUGCGCCCAAGGCUGAACAGAUCCGCAGUCUAGGUCUGCUAGGGAAGGAAGAGGAGUCGGCUGCGUUCUUGACACGGGCAUGAGAGAGGCAUGUUGUGCGCAUUUAGGGAGUGUGGAUUUCAUGUUGAUCGUUUCAAUUACUACCAAGAUUCUGCUGGUUUGUUUAUCCGUUCUGUCUGUUCAUCACUGCGAGGUCCUUCAAUGUAUAGAAAUGGACAAUUUUCCUUUUGGUG
Messenger RNA from Aspergillus brunneoviolaceus CBS 621.78, 534 nucleotides. RefSeq lists its product as uncharacterized. Gene Ontology annotation, biological process: mitochondrial respiratory chain complex I assembly. NCBI's taxonomy places the organism in Eukaryota, Fungi, Ascomycota, Eurotiomycetes, Eurotiales, Aspergillaceae. The record is from RefSeq and is a predicted model, not a curated record. The transcript has 3 exons. The coding region runs from base 73 to 384 and encodes 103 amino acids.